This is a messenger RNA of Protomyces lactucae-debilis, 1764 nucleotides long. RefSeq names its product permease family-domain-containing protein. Gene Ontology annotation, molecular function: xanthine transmembrane transporter activity. The coding region runs from base 1 to 1764 and encodes 587 amino acids. Gene Ontology annotation, biological process: xanthine transport; transmembrane transport. The transcript has 2 exons. Lineage: Eukaryota; Fungi; Ascomycota; Taphrinomycetes; Taphrinales; Protomycetaceae. Gene Ontology annotation, cellular component: membrane; fungal-type vacuole. The record is from RefSeq and is a predicted model, not a curated record.
AUGGGCGUUGAUAGUCAAACCAAAGUCGGCUCUUUUGACGAGAUCUCGCACGAGGCACCAGCCAAUGGAUCGCAAGGCUGGAAACGUCACUUCAGUAAAGCUGCUUGGGUCGGCGACUAUGACUAUGGCUUCAUGUUCCGUCCGAAUCUGCCAUUCAUCAAGAACCCGUACGACAAUAUCGCUCAGCCCUUCUUUGGCGUAGAUGCCAAACUCCCCUGGCUACUCGCUGCUCUUCUUGGUUUUCAGCAUGCAUUGGCUAUGCUUGCAGGUGUUGUGACGCCUCCUACCAUCAUUGGUGGCGCUGCAAACUUGGACACAGCUACGCAGCAGUAUCUGGUUUCGGCCUCUCUCAUUGUCUGCGGUAUUGCGACUACCAUUCAAAUUACACGCUUGCACAUUUACAAAACGCCAUACUACAUUGGCACUGGGCUGAUCUCAGUUGCUGGCACUUCAUUUGCUGUUGUGCCCAUUGCCCAAAAGUACUUUGCACUGCAGUAUGCUCGUGGGGUUUGUGCGACUAUCGAUGGAAUCAAGCAGCCUUGUCCAGAUGCAUACGGCAAGUUGAUUGGCACCUGUGCCAUUGCUGCACUUUUCCACAUUGUCCUGGCAUUUGUGCCACCAAAGACCUUGAGUCGGCUGUUUCCGCCACUCAUCACUGGCCAGGUCUUGCUCUUUAUCGGUGCUAGUCUAGUCAGCUCGGGAAUCAAAGACUGGGCUGGUUCUUCCGGUCCUUGCUCGAGCAGACCCACCACUGGCAUCUUCACGAUGUGUCCGACGAUCUACGCUCCCAAGCCGUACGCUUGGGGCGAUGCGCACUUUCUCGGGUUGGGCCUCUCGGUUAUUGUCUCCAUCGUUCUGAUUGAGCGAUUCGGCUCGCCCAUCAUGAAGACGUCUGGAGUCAUUCUUGGCUUGCUUGUGGGCUGCAUUAUCUCCGGUGCCACGGGCUAUUGGGAUACUUCUUCCAUCACCAAGGCUCCAGCCAUUACCUUUGUUUGGGUGAAAACCUUCAAACUAGGCGUCGAUGGUACACUCAUUCUGCCCCUGCUUGCGGUCGUGCUUGUCCUCGUCUUAGAGAAUAUUGGCGAUGUGACUGCCACUUGCGAUGUUUCCAAAGUGGAGGUGGAGGGACCUAUUUUCAACACACGCAUACAAGGUGGCAUUCUAGCUGAUGCCCUCAACUCGUUGCUUUCGGCCCUCAUGACCAAUACCUCCCUCUCGACCUUUGCACAGAAUAAUGGAGUCAUGGCCUGCACCGGUGUGGCUUCUCGCCGCGCCGGCUAUUUCGGCGCUGGCUUCCUGCUGCUUGCUGGUGUCUUGAACAAGGUUGGAGCUACCUUUGUGGCAAUUCCUUCACCAGUCAUUGGCGCAAUGAAGACAUUCUUAUUUGCUUCCGUGGCUGUGUCUGGUAUCAGACUACUUGCUCUGAAUGAGUGGACACGCAGAACGAGAUUCAUCUUGACGUGCUCCAUGUCUAUUGGUCUCGCUGCGCUUCUUGUGCCAACGUACGCGAGCUACAUGUUCACCUAUUCUGGACCCAACAAGUCUCUCAGGGCGUUCUACGAUGCGAUUGUCAUUGUCAUUGAAUCGCCAUAUUGCGUCUCGGCUCUAAUCUCCUCGUUCUUGCAUUUGGUCAUGCCAGACUUGAAGGAGGCUGAGAUGAGCUCGGGUGCGCAUGCUUUGCCUGUACACAAUGGCGAGAUUGGUGCCAUCAAUGGUACAGCAGUCAGAGAUGACACGGUUGAAGUGCUCCCUUCGAAACACUAG